GAAAGGAGCAGCCAAACAUUAACUGCUGAACUGGGUGAAUUUUUUGAUGUUAUAAUGGCAACAUAUCAACUCUGGUCUCCAUGGUCCCCACUGGAUGAUAAUUUACAGUGGUUAAGGCAGGCAACUCCACAAAAGUUCUCCAAACACCCCUUUAGGGGAGAAUGGAGCUCUGUGUACACAGCAGAUGUGGAAAUGCAGGCCUGCUUCCAUGAGAUUCACAUCAAUCAAGACAAGGUAAUAAAGGCAGGACACAGCCCAAACUUUGCACGUCACGUAAUGCAUCCGAAAAACAUACAGAGCAAAAUUCUGAAGCCGCAGCCAGUGAGGCUAAUUGGCUUGGAUAUAGUGCUCGGGAGAAUGGUCACUAGUCAGCCUCCUAAGAGGACUGGCUCCUUCCGAGUGUCUGAAAAGUCAGCCUUCUCCAGGGUCAUCAUUCCGAAAAAUACGUGGCCAGAAGGGCUCAAAGAAGAACAAACAGAAAUAGCCAUCGAUAUAUGCAAGAAAUUACUGCGAUCUAUUCUGCUGCUUUAUGCCAUCUAUAAGAAAUGUUCUUUUGUCUUGCAGCACUCAAAAUAAAAUUCUCAAUAAUCCA
This is a messenger RNA of Xenopus tropicalis (tropical clawed frog), 592 nucleotides long. It is a transcript of the gene fancd2os, whose product is annotated as FANCD2 opposite strand. The record is from RefSeq and is marked provisional. NCBI's taxonomy places the organism in Eukaryota, Metazoa, Chordata, Amphibia, Anura, Pipidae.